Messenger RNA from Zootermopsis nevadensis, 2022 nucleotides. It is a transcript of the gene nmdyn-D7, whose product is annotated as nucleoside diphosphate kinase homolog 7. Gene Ontology annotation, biological process: UTP biosynthetic process; CTP biosynthetic process; GTP biosynthetic process. The record is from RefSeq and is a predicted model, not a curated record. Gene Ontology annotation, cellular component: axonemal microtubule; centrosome. Gene Ontology annotation, molecular function: nucleoside diphosphate kinase activity; ATP binding. NCBI's taxonomy places the organism in Eukaryota, Metazoa, Arthropoda, Insecta, Blattodea, Termopsidae.
ACACAAGGAAGAGCUAAGAUCUCUAAUCUCUUAGACUUCUACAUGAAUUUCUAGGUGACACCAGCCAUUACCGCAACAAUUUUCUUUUGUAAAGUGAAUAUCUUUUUACUGUUUGUUGAAUUACCCCCCAAAAUUAUUCCAUACUUCAUUAUAGAGUCAGGUUUUAUCAUCUCUCACAAUUAGUAAAUUUUAAUUAGUAUACUGAAACGUCUAAGGAGCAAAUGUGAAGUUUCCUUACAACGAGGAAUUUUCAUUACCACAGUUGGCUGCUGUUAGUUGACAUAAACAAAUGCCAUCCAAGAAAUUAUCACACUUAAGCACGUAUAGGAAACUAGGUUAUGUAUAAACUUGAUUAUCCAAAGUGUACUUCUGGCAUAUAUGAGUAUUGAAGUAUUUAUGAAGUGCAACAAUUUCCACAAUGACCGGUCGCAUGCAGCACCUCUUCGUAGUGGUUUUUUUAUCGGUAUUGUUACAUCAGAGUGAUGUUGAUAAUUCUCGGUAUAGCUUCAACGUUGAGUGGAAUGAUAUAGAAGCUUCUGUCAUGAGAACAUUUAUUUUAUUCUAUUAUAAAGUGGAUGGAACAAUUGAACUAUAUGACACAAAGUAUAGACGGUUAUUUCUCAGACGCACAAAAUGUGAUGGUAUUACUCUCAGUGAUCUGUACAUUGGUGCAACAGUGAACAUAUUCUCAAGACAGAUGAAAGUUACUGGAUUUUCAGAUGAAUACACACAUUUGCAUCUAGGGAUUGUUAAACAGAGGACAUUUGCAAUGCUAAAACCUGAUAUUGUAGAUAAAAUGGGCCAAGUAUUAAAGUUGAUCAUACAAAAUGGCUUUAAAAUUACAAAACUAAAAAUGGUACAAAUGACCAAGGAACAUGCUUUGGAAUUCUAUGCAGAGCAUAAGAGUAAACCAUUCCUGCCCUUUGGAAGACCAACAGCUUGUUUCAGCUUCCUGAUUGAAUACAUGACUUCAGGACCAGUUAUUGCAAUGGAGCUGCUUGCAGAUAAUGGAGUGGCAAAAUGGCGUGAACUUCUGGGACCCACUGACUCGGAACAAGCACGUAAAGAUGCACCGGGCAGCAUACGAGCUCGAUUUGGCAUAGACAAAUCAUUUAAUGCAGCUCAUGGUUCAGAUUCAUGUACAGCUGCUGAAAGGGAACUUUACAUUUUCUUCCCGACAAGUCGAAUUGCCCAAUACGAGUCUCCACGUUCUACAGCCACUUUCAAGAAUACCACCUGUUGCAUCAUCAAACCACAUGCUGUUCAGGAAGGUCUGUUAGGAGAUAUAGUGUCAGAAAUACAGGAAAAUGGCUUCAAGAUAACAGCAAUCCAAAUGUUCUACAUGGAGCAUCCGAAUGCUGAAGAAUUUUAUGAAGUUUACAAAGGCGUUGUGGCAGAGUACUCGGGAAUGGUGAACCAAUUAGUGUCAGGGGCAAGUGUGGCGGUGGAGGUCACAGGGGUUGAUGGUGCCACACCGAGUAACUUCCGUGCCUUCGUGGGGCCCACAGACCCGGAAUUAGCAAGGGAAUUGCGUCCCAAUACGCUCAGAGCUAAAUUUGGCAAAACCAAAGUACAGAAUGCAGUACACUGUACAGAUCUUCCAGAAGAUGGACUUUUGGAGGUUGAGUAUUUUUUCAAACUCCUGCAAUAGGCUGGCUAUAUGCAUUUCUCAUGAAGAAUAAAGAAUCUUCAAUGUUGCAUAAGAAGACGGAAUACUGGAUGCGAAAUGUUUCAGGCAUGAGUAAAGACUGCAACUUAUCAUCUUGUUUCAUCUGCAUUGUGCCGUUAUAUACUACUUGAACAUAAAAGAUUUAUGUGUAUGAUGUAGGUCUAUUUCACAGGACUGCACAUAAACUUCUGUUUGCAUUUUUUAUAUCACGUCCUUUGCUGUGAAAUUUCCACUCAUUUACCUUCAAUGAACUAAAGGAAACUGUAAAGAUUUAUAAAACUGUAUUUUAAUCUGUGUGCUUUUAAAUAUUUUAAUGUACUACAUAUAUGAAUAAAAAUAUAUUUUCUUCUGCA